AUGGCAGGUUUACAACAAUCCGUUUAUAGAGCCAAGUUCGUUAAAGCAAGAAAAGGAACCCAUGUGGCCAUGUCUUUCAUUCAUGGCCAUGGCAUAUCUUCUCUUACACUGAAUUCUCAACCUGUAUUGAAUCUUUUGGACCCCAAACUGCUUACAAUAUACAGUGAAGAUUUGUGA
This is a messenger RNA of Dovyalis caffra, 177 nucleotides long. NCBI's taxonomy places the organism in Eukaryota, Viridiplantae, Streptophyta, Magnoliopsida, Malpighiales, Salicaceae. The record is from the annotation of a GenBank genome assembly.